AUUGAAACAUAAGCUUGUAAUAACUGGAAACCUUUCUUUGAACUAUGGCACACUGUUUCAAAGUGGGAGUAAGCUUCGUUCUAGCAGGGUAGUCAGAUAAUACCUAAAGAGGUGACAGAGUAAUUCUGAAAAAAAUGGUAAUUCUUUUUGAGUUGAUGCGUGCGCGCGCGCGUGCACACGCAUACUUGCACCGAGCGUGCAACAUCAGCCCACCAAUCAGAAGCAAGGGGUCCCAGCUCAACCCGAUUGGUUAGGAGGGCGCCCCCUGUAAAAUGUAUAAAAUGAAUGCGUCGUCCUCCACAACCAUCACUUUCCAACCAUCUGUGGUGGAGAAUUCAUCGAGGCUUUAUCUUUAUACAAACCAUCAAGAGAAAUGUCUGGUCGAGGAAAAGGAGGCAAAAUUAAGGGAAAGGCAAAGUCUCGCUCUAAUCGAGCAGGCUUACAAUUCCCGGUUGGUCGUAUUCAUAGACUACUUCGCAAAGGCAAUUACGCUGAACGAGUUGGUGCUGGAGCGCCAGUUUAUUUAGCAGCAGUUAUGGAAUACUUAGCUGCUGAAGUAUUGGAAUUGGCUGGUAAUGCAGCUCGGGAUAAUAAGAAGACUAGAAUCAUUCCACGACACUUGCAACUUGCCAUCAGAAAUGACGAAGAAUUGAAUAAACUAUUGUCUGGAGUAACCAUCGCUCAAGGUGGCGUUCUACCAAACAUUCAAGCAGUUCUAUUACCAAAGAAGACCGACAAGAAGACAUAAUUUGUUUUCCAUUCAUUAUCAACGGCCCUUUUCAGGGCCAC
Messenger RNA from Osmia lignaria (orchard mason bee), 789 nucleotides. Lineage: Eukaryota; Metazoa; Arthropoda; Insecta; Hymenoptera; Megachilidae. The record is from RefSeq and is a predicted model, not a curated record.